CGAGCAACUUUUCCAAAAUUUUGCUUCUUUUUAGCAACUUUGAACAAAUAGUCCGGAACCAUAACUUAGAACAUAUUUAUACUCCAAUGUGAACCACUUGAAUAAACAAAAUUCCUCCAGAAUCGCCGUGUGCAAAAAUUAUGCCAUGUAUAGUGUUGUGUUGUUUGAACUUGUUUCAAAUAUUAACCAUGAUCUGAUCAUCUGACCCUGACAGAGUGCGGGCGCUUCUAGCCGAUGAUAUACCAGAAACACUAAUAGAUCAGUGGUCGCAAAGCUGUCAAUCAAAUAUGGCGGACGUAUUGUCGUCAAAUUCAAGCAAACCCAAUUCAACUGGCAAUAAAUAAAGGAGCCAAAUUACAGAGCCUGAUCGAGCUGCUAUUUCGAGGAAGCGGAAAUCGUAAAAAACAGUGGGAAAUACAAGGCAAGUCGUGUGAAAAAUCACUCCAAAAAUGAUACCUGUGUUUGGGACAGACUAAAAGAUUUCCCUGGUCAACAUUUCGUCAACGAAAAUGGGCAGUUACGAUGUAAUGCCUGCAGUGAGAUAAUUAGUAUUAAAAAAAGUUCCAUCGAGAAGCACAUCCAAUCGAAAAAACAUGUAAACGGAAUUGCAAGCAUCGCCAAAAGCAAAAAGGAGAACCAGACUAUUUUGGAGUGUUUAAAAAAGCAAGAUAUACGCGAUCGUGCGAGCGGCUCAACUUUACCUGAGGAUAUGAGGCUGUUUCGUUUUGAACUAGUAGAGACGUUUCUGCUAGCUGGUAUAGAAAUUUCAAAGAUUGACAUCAUGCGUCCUUUUCGUGAAAAGUAUGCUCGGCACAGGUAAUAAAUGGGACAUUAGCACUAGAAUAUAAUGUUGUAAUUUGAUAAAAGAUCUCUAAGACCUUAUGUUAAAUGAAAUUUACGAUGUGGUGGUUGCUGCAUCUUGGGUAGGUGUGGAAAACACAACACCACGUAUCAUGAUUAAUGUGUAAUUGAAUAGUGGUUAAAUAUUCAUUGAUUAUAUAGGUUAACCGGCGCUAGCCACAUGAAAGAUAUCAUUCCAUCGGUACUCGAGAAAGAACGGGAGAAAAUCAAAGCUGAAAUCCAAAGUAUCUAUGAUAUUUGAUGGAACAGCCCGACUUGGCGAGGCUCUUGCAAUUGUGAUACGUUAUGGGCAGGAGAAUUUCAAGCCUAUGCAGCGCCUAAUAUGCUUGGAAGUUCUUGCAAAGCCGCUAAAGGGUUCAGAACUAGCGCAGCGAUUGAUGUCGUGUCUUGCCGUAAAUCAUAACUUUGGUCCAAAUAUGGUACUCGCCACAAUGAGAGAUGGCGCUGCAGUUAAUGGGGCAACAAUCCUAACAUUUUUUAUGUUACUUGUUUUUCUCAUACCAUUGAUAAUGUGGGAACCCAUUUAAAAUUUAGAGUUCUGGAUAUAUUUUUUUGCCAUUGGAUAAGUUUGUUUGCCAAUAGCUAUAAUGCCAAACUUCUUUGGAAAGAGAGAACUGGCCAAUCAAUGCGCUCUUACAGUAAUACACGAUGGUGGAGUAAGUGGGAGGUCCAAAAACAAGUCUAUGAAUAUUUUGGUGAUGUCGUGCCCUUCCUGUGAGAAAAUGAGAAUCUCUCCCCUGCAACACGCCAACAUGUUUUGGAGAUAAUUGACAACCCUCGCGAUCUUCAGGAUCUCCGUUUGGAGCUUGCUGUAAUUGUUGAUGCUGGUGUCCAAUUUGUCAAGGCAACCUACUAUUUGGAAGGUGACGGGCCGUUAAAUUUUCUCCUGUUACGAGCGUUUAUCAGCUGUUAGUAAUGCCAUUGGAGUAGCCAAUUUUCCAAAUGCUAUUGCUCGAGAAAUUGCCAACGGUGACGUUGUGGUUCAAAACCAGCUCAUUACUCAGGCAAAAGCAUGUGUGCAACCCGGACUGCUCUUUUUUCAGGAAAAGUUCAGCGUGCAGUUCCACACAAUUGUUCGCGCUUUUAAGGUAUGCCUGUUAUUAACUCGCAUUCAUUGUGGAAUUACAUGUUUACGUGAAACUAAUAUUUGAUUUAUCCUUGUUAUAUUCAUUUCGAAAUCAGAAAAAGUCUAAAUUUAUUUUAAUAAUAAUUAUAUUAUUACCGUUAUUAUUAUAUUGUAAAGGUCGCACGUCUUUGUUGCCCAGUUCAAGUCCAACAACUAAAGCCAGAUCCUGCUGCACUCGAAGAAUUUAGCAACUUUCCAUUCGUGAAUGACAACACAAUAGCCAACUUAGCUAAUGAGUUGCCAGAUUAUCUUGCGGCUGUUGAUGGCGUCACUUUAGGCAAUGAAGAUGAAAAAGUUACCUGGUGGGCAGCACAACGCGAGACUUUACCACACUGGUCAGCUCUGGUGAAGAAGUUGCUUCUAAUCCAGCCUAGCUCUGCUGCUGCUGAACGUGUGUUUAGUUUGCUUAACAGUAUGUCAUCGCAACAGGGAAACUCACUCGAAGAUUACAUUGAGGCAUCUGUUAUGGUCCGCUAUAACAGCACUCAAAGAAAGCACUAG
Molecule: messenger RNA, 2488 nt
Organism: Paramuricea clavata
Lineage: Eukaryota; Metazoa; Cnidaria; Anthozoa; Malacalcyonacea; Plexauridae
Source: the annotation of a GenBank genome assembly